CCGCCCCCUCCCUCGCCUCUUCCUGCCCAGCCGGCCCUUUCCCCUCCCCUCGGCGCUCCCCCGCCCCGCUCCCUCCGCCCUCCCAGGGCUCCGGCGGCGGCUGAGUGAACGGGACCGCCCGGCCGCAGAGCGCGGGGUGGCGGGUGGGACGCGGGUGCCUGGUGGAGUUGUUCCGGCAGCGCCGGCGGAGACGUGAGGAGUUUGGCCAGGUGAAUGUGGGAAAGAGAAGUUCUCAGAAUUGAAAUGGAGGUCAGAGCUUCACUACAGAAGGUUAGUGGGUCAUCUGAUUCUGUGGCUACACUGAACAGUGAAGAAUUUGUUUUGGUUCCUCAGCACACAGAUGAUACUUCUACAAAAGAUGAUGAGAAACCUCAACUGAAGAUAGUUUCUAAUGGUGAUGAACAACUGGAAAAAGCCAUGGAAGAAAUUUUGAGAGAUUCUGAGAAGGGGCAAAGCAGUCUUGACUGUCAAAGUUCCAGUGAGAUUUCAGACCAUUCAUUUGGAGAUAUUCCAGCCAGCCAAACAAAUACACCAUCUCUUCAGUUAAUUUUGGAUCCAUCUAACACAGAAAUUUCGACACCCAGACCAUCUUCUCCAACUGGACUAUCUGAAGAAGAUAGUGUUUUAUUUAAUAAACUGACUUACUUAGGAUGUAUGAAGGUUUCUUCCCCACGUAAUGAAGUGGAGGCUUUACGGGCAAUGGCAACCAUGAGAUCGUCCAGUCAGUACCCCUUUCCUGUUACUUUGUAUGUGCCAAAUGUUCCAGAAGGUUCUGUGAGAAUCAUAGACCAAUCCAGCAAUGUGGAGAUAGCAUCUUUCCCGAUCUAUAAAGUGUUAUUCUGUGCCCGUGGACACGAUGGGACAACAGAGAGCAAUUGCUUUGCAUUUACAGAGAGUUCUCAUGGUUCAGAAGAAUUUCAGAUACAUGUUUUUUCCUGUGAAAUUAAAGAGGCAGUAAGCAGAAUUUUAUAUAGUUUCUGUACAGCAUUCAAACGUUCUUCCAGACAAGUGUCUGAUGUUAAAGACUCGAUUAUUCCUACCCCCGACAGUGAUGUGUUUACCUUUGGUGUCUCCUUGGAGGUAAAAGAAGAUGAUGGAAAAGGAAACUUUAGCCCUGUGCCAAAGGAUAGAGAUAAAUUUUAUUUCAAAUUAAAGCAAGGAAUAGAGAAGAAGGUUGUAAUUACAGUGCAGCAACUUUCUAACAAAGAAUUAGCUAUUGAAAGAUGUUUUGGAAUGUUGUUAAGCCCAGGUCGAAACGUGAAGAACAGUGACAUGCAUUUACUGGAUAUGGAAUCGAUGGGAAAGAGCCAUGAUGGGAGAGCUUAUGUUAUUACUGGCAUGUGGAACCCUAAUGCACCAGUGUUUUUGGCACUAAAUGAAGAAACCCCAAAAGAUAAGCGUGUGUACAUGACGGUGGCAGUGGAUAUGGUGGUCACAGAGGUGGUGGAGCCUGUCCGUUUCCUCCUGGAGGCAGUGGCACGUGUGUACCCUGCAAACGAACGUUUUUGGUAUUUCAGCAGAAAGACUUUCACGGAGACUUUCUUCAUGAGGCUGAAACAGUCUGAGGGAAAAGGCCAUACCAGUGCUGGAGAUGUGAUAUAUGAGGUGGUGAGUCUACAGCGGGAGUCUGACAAGGAGGAACCCAUCACUCCUACUAGUGGAGGGGGUCCCUUGUCACCCCAGGAGGAUGAAGCCGAAGAGGAGAGUGAUAAUGAACUCUCGAGUGGAACAGGUGAUGUGUCUAAGGAUUGUCCUGAGAAGAUUCUGUACUCUUGGGGAGAAUUGCUAGGAAGAUGGCACAAUAACCUUGGUGCACGACCAAAAGGGCUACUCACUUUGGUGAAGAGUGGUGUUCCUGAAGCAUUGAGGGCAGAAGUAUGGCAGCUGUUAGCGGGCUGCCAUGACAACCAGGCGAUGCUGGACAAAUACCGAAUUCUUAUCACAAAGGACUCAGCCCAGGAGAGUGUUAUUACUCGAGAUAUUCAUCGUACUUUUCCUGCUCAUGAUUACUUCAAGGACACAGGAGGAGAUGGUCAGGAAUCGCUUUACAAGAUCUGCAAGGCCUACUCUGUGUAUGAUGAAGACAUUGGAUACUGUCAAGGACAGUCUUUCCUUGCUGCUGUAUUGCUGCUGCAUAUGCCAGAGGAGCAAGCUUUCUGUGUUUUGGUGAAAAUCAUGUAUGACUAUAAUUUGCGAGACCUCUACAAAAACAACUUUGAAGACCUUCAUUGCAAAUUCUAUCAGUUGGAAAGACUAAUGCAGGAACAGCUCCCAGACCUGCACAGCCAUUUUUGUGAUCUGAACCUGGAGGCUCAUAUGUAUGCAUCCCAGUGGUUCCUCACUCUCUUUACUGCCAAGUUUCCGCUCUGUAUGGUGUUCCACAUCAUUGACCUGCUGCUCUGUGAGGGUUUGAACAUAAUCUUUCAUGUUGCCUUGGCUCUCCUAAAGACCUCAAAGGAAGAUCUUCUACAGGCUGAUUUUGAAGGUGCUUUAAAGUUCUUCAGAGUUCAGCUUCCAAAGAGAUACAGGGCAGAGGAAAAUGCGAGAAGACUGAUGGAGCAGGCUUGCAAUAUUAAAGUACCAACCAAAAAGCUGAAAAAAUAUGAAAAAGAAUAUCAGACAAUGCGAGAGAGUCAACUGCAGCAGGAAGACCCAAUGGAUAGAUACAAGUUUGUAUAUUUGUAGGUAACUCCAGCUGUUGCAUUUAUACUGGAAAUCUUCAUAAGAAGCUGAGAGAAAGGGAAAAAGAAAAUGAGAAAGUGGCUUUCUACUUUCAAAAAUGAGAAAAAAAGGAAAAUGGCAAAGUACUGUUUUAGCUGUGCAUGAUCACUUCCUCAGAGACUUUUAGAAGGUGAACUGUUGCAAGACUGGCACAAGGAUGUUUCAAACUUAUUUCUGCCUGUAGCAAAUGUUAAAAAGACAGACUUACUUGGAAGGAAAAAUAAAAAACCACAAAGGUACCUCAAGCCCAGUAA
Marmota flaviventris (yellow-bellied marmot) is the source of this 2975-nucleotide messenger RNA. It is a transcript of the gene Rabgap1l, whose product is annotated as RAB GTPase activating protein 1 like. Gene Ontology annotation, molecular function: GTPase activator activity; small GTPase binding. Gene Ontology annotation, biological process: regulation of GTPase activity. NCBI's taxonomy places the organism in Eukaryota, Metazoa, Chordata, Mammalia, Rodentia, Sciuridae. The record is from RefSeq and is a predicted model, not a curated record.